GCCUUUAGAGCGGAUGAACGGCAGCCGCUGGUCAGUCGCUCGCGGAGCGUUGUCGUGUACGGUCAUACUAGCAGACGAGACACAUCAAGCUCAUACACACACACACAUGUAGAUACAAAGAUACAAAAGAUACGCAACAAGAAACUGAACUGCAGACUCUGCAACUGCAGUUGCAACCGAGAAGCGCUGACUAGCGAAAUUAUAAAGCGAGAGUUAUAUAUCUAUCUGUAUAUAUAUUCUCAUUCCAUUUGAUUAAUACGAUUUCGAGUACCAAUUCGAGUUCGAGUUCCAGUAUUUGGUUUGUUUUUCCAUUUUUUUCGACCCAGAAGAGAGACAAAAUAGAUACGGAAAAAGGAGGACGUAUAAACUUUUAAUUUUUGAAAAACUCUUAAAUCUCCAAGUGUAAGAAAUAUAAACGGAAAAAAUCAAGAAAGUCAGAGAGAAAAACUAAAAAGAGGACCAACUCACCAAAAAUGAAUCCGACGCCCGUGGGCAUUGGAUUCGGAUUUGGUCGCAAGCCGCCCAACAAGGCCAGAAUGCGUUCCCGUUGGCGGCCAUUAUCCGGCCCGGUGGCGGCGACAAUCCUGCCACUAGCCGGGGGCGACAGCCCUGUCGCCAACACAGAUACACUGACGCAAUUAACGCAUAAAAUUAAUAACAACACCAGCCAUCCAGAACAACUGCAAAAUGAUAAGAAUGAUGAUGAAAUCAGACGAAGCAGGAGCAGUCGUGCAGUCCACCCACAAAAAAGUAAUUACCAUCCACAGUACCACCGCCUGCGCGGCCAGGUGACAACCCUGGCAAUGCUAUUAGUGGCCCUUGUGGCCUUGAACAACCUUGAGAGCCUGUUAGCCGUGCGAACCGAAGGACCGCGCAAUCGUCAUGGACCACCAGGUGGCAGCUUGGGCAGCACAGGUGGCAGCAAUAUCGGGGGCAUCAAUGCGGAGUGUCCGACGGACUCGUUUCGUUGCAACAACGGCAAGUGCAUCUCGCACCACUGGGUCUGCAAUUACCAAAAGGACUGUGACGAUGGCGAGGACGAGAUGCAAUCCUGUCCCCCACCGGAAUGCGAGACCCCACAGCUAAAUUGCGGACAGUAUGUUUUCAACAAGACGUACUGCAUUCCGCCGCACUAUCGCUGCGAUAUGAUCGAGGAUUGUGAGGACAAGUCAGACGAGGCCCAGUGCACAUACCGUAAAUGCCAGCAUACGGAUGUGUUCUGCAACUCCGCCAGUGGAGCUGCCCCCGCCGAGGGUGCCCGUCUAAUUGGACCCUGUGUACCGAAGGAGAAGCGCUGCGACGGCUACCUGGACUGCCGCACCGGACGGGACGAGGAGGGAUGCCCGGGAGUCGCCUGCCGGCUGGACCAGUUCCGCUGCGCCAGCGGACAGAAGUGCAUCGAUGCCGCUUUGAAGUGCAACCAUCGCGACGACUGCGGCGACAAUUCGGACGAACAGGCCUGCAACUUCCCGCCCUGCCAUCAUGCCCAGUUCCGGUGCUCGAAUGCCCUGUGCAUUCCGUACAACUUCCACUGCGACGGCUAUCACGACUGUGCGGACAAGAGUGACGAGGCCAAUUGCACGGCGAUUGCCUGUCCGGACAACAAGUUCCUCUGCCCCCGGGGCGGUGCCCAGGGCACUCCCAAGUGUAUCCUGAAAUCGCAACUCUGCGACGGCAAGCGGGACUGCGAGGACGGCAGCGACGAGGAGACCAACUGCUCGAUUGCCUCCUGCCCAGCUCUGGGAUGUGAAUUCAAGUGUGGACCCUCGCUGACGGGUGGCGUGUGCUACUGCAAGCCUGGCCAGUCGCUGGCCAACGACAACAGGACCUGCGUGGAUCUGGACGAGUGCGCCGAGUGGGGACACUGCGACCAGCUGUGCACCAACACCCUCGGCUCCUACACGUGCCAGUGCGCCCAGGGCUACACCCUGAUCAACGACUCCAAGUGCAUAGCCCCCGACGCCAGCAACCUGCAGCUGAUCUUCGCCCACGACCGGGCUGUCAUGAGGAUGCUGGCCCACGGCAGUGACCCCAAGAUCCUGGCCAAUGCCACGGCAGCGGCGGGUGUGACCUUCCACUAUGCCCGGAACACCCUCUACUGGUCGGACAUCAAGACACGGAAGGUGCAGUCCCUGCCCCUGGAUCCCCAAAACAAGGCGGUGUCGCCGUUCGACCAAACCCUGCCCGGAACCUGGGCGCCGGUGGCUCUGGCCGUCGACUGGGUGGGCGACAAGAUCUACGUGGCGGACCUGGUCGGCCAGAAGAUCGAUGUCUUCGAGCUGAGCGGACAGUGGCAUGCCGUCGUCCUGGGAUCGAACCUCACAUCGCCGGCUGACCUCGCCCUGGAUCCCACGGCCGGUCUCAUGUUUGUGGCCGACGGCGGGCAGGUCCUGCGGGCCCAUAUGGACGGAACCCACGCCCGGUCGAUCGUCUCCGAAGCGGCGUACAAGGCCAGCGGUGUGACGGUGGACAUCAUUGGGAAGCGCGUCUUCUGGUGCGACUCCCUCCUGGACUACAUCGAAUCGGUGGACUACGAGGGAGCGCAUCGAGUGAUGGUGCUGCGCGGCCAGCAGGUGCCGAGUCCGUCGCGCCUGGCGCUGUUCGAGAACCGAAUCUACUGGACGGACGCCACCAAGCAGGGCAUCAUGUCGGUGGACAAGUUCGAGGGACCCGCCUCCAUCCAGGUGACCUACAAGGCCAAGGACAUCCGGGAGCCCAAGGGCAUCAUUGCGGUGCACGCCCUCAGCCAGCCGAGGGUCUCGAAUCCGUGCGGCAACAACAACGGCGGCUGCAACCACAUGUGCAUCGUGACCGCGGUGAAGGGUGCACCCACGGGACUGGGCUUCCGGUGCGCCUGCUCCACGGGCUACCAGCUGGAGACCGACCUGAAGCUGUGCAAGCCGGUGAGCGAGUUCCUCAUGUACUCCCAGCAGCGGUUCAUUAAGGGCAAGGUCCUGGAGCCGGUCAUCGAGGGAUUCAGCGACGCCAUCAUGCCAGUCGUCUCCCGGCGAGCUCGCUUCGUCGGCCUGGACUUUGAUGCCCGGGAUGAGUUCAUCUACUACUCGGACGUCCUGCAGGAUGUGAUCUACAGGGUGCACCGGAACGGAACUGGCCGGGAGAUCGUUCUCGCCUCCCAGAACGAGGGCGUCGAGGGUCUGGCCGUCGACUGGGCCUCCAAGAAUCUCUACUACAUCGACUCCCGCAAGGGAACCCUCAAUGUCCUCUCCACACGCAACGUAACCCACCGCAGAACCCUCCUGAAGAACCUGAAGCGUCCCCGAGCCAUUGUGGUCCACCCCAAUAGGGGCUUCAUCUUCUUUUCCGAGUGGGAUCGUCCGGCGAACAUCACCCGCGCCAACACCGACGGCAGUGGCCUGCUGGUCUUCAAGAACGUGACUCUGGGAUGGCCCAACGGUCUCUCCAUUGACUUCAAGGAGGAUCGCGUCUACUGGUGCGAUGCUCUGCUGGAUCACGUCCAGCACGCCAACCUGGACGGCACGGACAUCAAGACAGUGAACUCCCGCCUGGUGCGCCAUCCCUUCUCCAUUGUGAUCCACAACGACUGGAUGUACAUCACGGACUGGCGCCUGGACGCCAUCAUCCGGCUGCACAAGCUGACCGGCGAGCAGGAGGAGAUGAUGGUCAGGGAGCCGCAGACCAACCGGCUGUACGGCGUCAAGGUCUACAGCCACGAAGUCCAGAGGAUCGCCGACACCCAGCCCUGCCACCGGAACAACGGCGGCUGCCAGAAGAUCUGCUUCGCGGUGCCGAUUGGCGGCCAGAACACCACCACCGGGGACGAGGCGGCCAUCGUUAGUCCCGCCAGCCUGGGUCGCCUGCAGGCCCGGUGCUCGUGCCCAUACGGCGAACGGCUGGCCGAGGAUCAGCGCACCUGUAUGCCGGAUCCCAGUGCCGAGCCACCCGUCCAGCCCUGCCCCAACUCGUGGGACUUUACGUGCAACAACCAGCGAUGCAUACCCAAGUCCUGGGUCUGCGAUGGCGAUGAUGAUUGCCUGGACAACAGCGACGAGGAGCAAAACUGUACAAAACCCACCUGCGGUGCCAACGAAUUCCAGUGCCGAUCGGGACGCUGCAUUCCCCAGAACUUCCGAUGCGACCAGGAGAACGACUGCGGCGACAACUCGGACGAGAUGGAGUGCGGCAAUGUGACCUGCGGCACCUCCCAGUUCGCCUGCGCCAACGGCCGGUGCAUCCCCAACAUGUGGAAGUGCGACAGCGAGAACGAUUGCGGCGACAGCAGCGACGAGGGUGACUUCUGUGCGGAGAAGACCUGCGCCUACUUCCAGUUCACGUGUCCGCGGACGGGCCACUGCAUCCCGCAGAGCUGGGUGUGCGACGGCGACGACGAUUGCUUCGACAAACAGGACGAGAAGGACUGCCCGCCGAUAUCCUGCCUGGCCAAUCAGUUCAAGUGCGCCGAUCUGCGGCAGUGCGUCGAGGAGUCGUACAAGUGCGACGGCAUACCGGACUGCAACGACGGAUCGGAUGAGCUGGGCUGCCCCUCCAUGGGCCCCAAUCAGUGCAAUCUGGAGAAGCACUUCCGCUGCAAGACCACCGGCUUCUGUAUACCCAUCGCCUGGCACUGUGACGGCUCCAACGACUGCUCGGAUCACUCGGACGAGCAGGACUGCGGCCAGAUCACCUGCGCCCAGAACUUCUUCAAGUGCAACAACACCAACUGCGUCUUCAAGGCCUACAUCUGCGACGGCAAGGACGACUGCGGCGACAACUCCGACGAGGGGGCCGAGCACGCCUGCGUCCCGCCGCCCUUCAAGUGCCCGCACGGCCAGUGGCAGUGCCCGGGCGUCUCGGAGCGGUGCGUCAACAUCACCUCCGUGUGCGACGACACGCCCGACUGUCCCAACGGCUCCGACGAGGGUGAGGGCUGCGACCUGGCCGAGUGCGAGCACCAGGCCGGCCAGUGCUCCAGCUUCUGCCAGAAGACCCCGAACGGAGCGCUGUGCGUCUGCCCGCCCGGCUCCGAGAUCUUCGAGGACGGCUACACGUGCAUCGACACCAACGAGUGCGAUCCUCCGGGCCUGUGCUCCCAGCAGUGCACCAACACCAAGGGCUCCUACUUCUGCUCCUGCACGGACGGCUACAUCCUGGAGCCGAACAAGCACACCUGCAAGGCCGUCAACCACACGGCCGCCUUCCUGAUCAUCUCCAACCGCCAUUCCAUCCUGGUGGCCGACCUCAAGGAGCAGGGCCUGGAGCGGGUGCCCAUCAUAGUGGAGAAUGUGGUGGCCACCGCAUCCAACAUGCACACCGGCACCAUCUUCUGGAGCGACAUGAAGCUGAAGAAGAUCUCCCGCCUGGACAGGGGCAUGGAGCCGCAAGAGAUCAUUACCACCGGACUGGACCUGGUGGAGGGCCUGGCCUACGACUGGAUCGCCCAGAACCUGUACUGGCUGGACAGCAAGCUGAACACCAUUGAGGUGUCGGCGGAGAACGGCUCCAACCGGCUGGUCCUCGUCCGGGAGAACAUCACCCAGCCGAGGGGCAUGUGCAUCGACCCGAGCCCGGGCGCCCGCUGGAUCUUCUGGACGGACUGGGGCGAGAAUCCGCGCGUAGAGCGCAUCGGCAUGGACGGCACGAUGCGGAAGACGAUCAUCAACACGAAGAUCUACUGGCCGAACGGCCUCACCCUGGACAUCGCCACCAAGCGGGUCUACUUCGCGGACUCCAAGCUGGACUUUAUCGACUUCUGCUACUACAACGGCACUGGGCGGCAGCAGGUCCUGGCCAGCAGCCACUACCUCCUGCACCCGCACUCGCUGUCCCUCUUCGAGGACACCCUCUACUGGACGGACAGGCAGCUCAACCGGGUGCUCUCCGCAAACAAGUUCCGCGGCAAGAACCAGACGGUGGUCUCCCACCUGAUCAGCCAGCCGCUGUCCAUCCACGUCCACCACGCCAGCCUGCAGCCCCUGCACCCCAAUCCCUGCGCCGGUGCCCACUGCCAGCACCUGUGCCUGCUGAGUCCGAGCGCCCCGGAGGGCUACUCCUGCAAGUGCAAGCCCGGAUUCAAGCUGCUGAGCGAGGGACGCUGCAUCGAGGAGGAGAACCCCUUCCUGAUGGUCGUCAAGGGCACCCAGAUCGUGGACCUGCCGCUGAACGGCGGGGAUGCCCGAGCCGGUGCCCUGGCGCCGGUGAUCGGAAUCGAGAGCAGCACCGGACUGGACUUUGACCGGAAGGGCGAGACCCUGUACUGGGUGCAGGGACGCGAGGAGGACGAGGAGAACUGCACCAUCUACACGACACCGUACGGAGGCGGCAACAAGACCCUCUUCCUGGGCCCCGACAGCGGAAUCGUCGGGGCACCGUACACGAUCGCCUUCGACUGGCUGGGCCGGAACCUGUACAUCGGCAACCGGGUGGCCAGCAACAUCGAGGCGGUGCGCGUGGACGGCAAGCAGCGCUACCGCGCCAUCAUCCUGGCCAACGAUGGGUAUCCCAACUCCGUGUCCCGGCCCAAGCAGAUGGCCCUGGAUCCCACGGACGGCAAGCUCUUCUGGAUCGACGAGGGCGUUCUGGAGGUGCCAGUCAAGAUCGGACGCGUGGACAUGAACGGCCAGAACCCCAAGAUCAUACUGGAGGAUGUACCGCAUCCCGAGUCGCUAGUGGUGGACAUUGAGAAGAAGCAGCUCUACUACAGCGCCAGCAAUCCCGGCCUGAUCGGCGUGAUGGACUACAACGGUGACGAGCACUCCACGAUCGUGAUGCGGGACUCGCAUCCGAUGGCGAAGCCCAGGAGUCUGGGCAUCCUGGACCACAGGCUGUACUACCUGGACCCGGUCUAUGAGAGGAUCGUCCGGGUGGACCUGCCCCACGGCGACAACCCGAAGACCAUUGUGGACAACGAGUCGGACCUGCGCUCGAUGAUGAUCUACAAGAAGCGGGCCCUGCUCCAGCAUCCCUGCCAGACGAACAACGGCGGCUGCAAGCACCUGUGCCUGCCCGGGCUCCAGGCCACGAGGUCCUGCGCCUGCGGCAUCGGCUACCGCAAGGAGAACGAGAUCAACUGCGUCAGCUACAAGACCUUUGCGGUCGUCUCCCAGCUGGACACCAUCCGGGGCUACAGUCUGGCCGACAGCUCCGAGGCCAUGCUGCCGAUCAGCGGACCGGGUCACCACAUCCUGCACGUGGACGUCCUGUUCCGGGAGCAGUGGGUCUACUGGGCGGAGUACAACCGAGGCUACUGGAACGGCAUCUUCCGGUCGAGGCCCAACGGCACUGACCUCCAGCACGUGGUGAAGCUGGGCAUCGGCAGCAACGGCAUCCGGGGCCUGACCAUCGACUGGGUGGCCGGCAAUCUCUACUUCACGAACGUCUAUCCCCACGAGAACUACGUGGAGGUGUGCUGGCUGGACGGCAGCAACCGGAAGGUGCUCGUGAAGACCACCACGGAUGCGCCAAGGGAGCUGGCCGUGAAUCCCAUCAAGCGACUGCUCUACUGGAUCGACUACGGCCAGCACCCGAGGAUCGGCAAGGCCCUCCUGGACGGCAACAAGUGGACUCCAUUGGUGACCUCUGGCAUCUCCAUGCCCCGGGAUCUCACCAUCGACAUGCAGACGCACGACAUCUUCUGGGUGGACUCCAAGCUGGACACGAUCCAGAAGAUCUCGUACAACGGCGCCAACCGCAAGGUGAUCCGUCGGGACCUGCCCAAUCCCAUGGGCAUUGCCGUCUACCUGAACGACGUCUACUGGGUGGACCGGAACCUGAUGACGGUCUUCAAGGCCUCCAAGCACAGCGCCAACGAGACGGCCACCCGCGUCCGGACGAACCUCGAGAAGCUCCGCGACAUCGCCAUCUACAACAUCAACAACCAGCCCACGGACGACGCCAACCCGUGCGCCCACCUCGGCAACGGUGGGUGCGACCAGCUGUGCUUCAGCUUCCCGCCGGACAGUGGAGUCACUGGACCAUCCGGACGGAACUUCCGCUGCGACUGUGCCACCGGAAAGCUGAGCUCCGACGAACGAAAGUGCGAGACCGUCAACGAGUAUCUGGUGUUCGCCACGAGGACCGAGAUCCGGGCUGUGAACCUGGACCCCCAUUCCACGGAGGUGCCGUUCACGCCGCUGACCAACCUCACCAAUGUGGUGGGCCUGGACUUUGACUUCGCCGAGAACCACAUGCUGUACACCCAGAUCCGACCCUGGGCCAAGAUCGCCUACACGAAGGCCAACAAGCCCAGCCACGACGACAUCAAGGUGGUCCUCAACAAGGGCAUCAAUCCCGAGGGCAUCGCCUACGACUGGACCCAGAAGAAGAUCUACUGGACGGACAGCUCCAACAACUCCAUCUACGCCAUGAACCUGGACGGCUCCGAGCUGGUGAUGAUCACCAGGGUGGAGCGUCCGCGCGCCAUCGUCCUGGAUCCCUGCAACGGCACCCUCUUCUUCACGGACUGGGGCAGGUUCGGAACCUCCGGCAAGAUCUUCCGGACCACGAUGGCCGGAUCGCUGAAGCGGGCAAUUGUGGACAAGGAUCUGUCGCAGCCGAGUGGCCUGGCGAUCGACUACGACGAGCGGCGGCUGUACUGGACGGACGCGGUGCGCGAGAAGAUCGAACGAUCGGACCUGGAUGGCCAGAACCGGGAGCUGCUGGUGGCGGCCACCAUAUACCCGUUCGCGAUCACCGUCUUCCGGAACUACAUCUACUGGACGGACCUGCAGCUGCGCGGCGUGUACCGGGCGGAGAAGCACACGGGCGCCAACAUGGUGGAGAUGGUGAAGCGGCUGGAGGACUCGCCGCGCGACAUCCGCAUCUACAGCUCCGACCGACAGAAGUGCACCGUCAAUCCCUGCCUGAUCAAUAAUGGUGGCUGCGCCCAGAGCUGCCAUCCGGUGGCCAACGGCAAGACGGAGUGCAAGUGCGACGACAACACCAAGGUGGUCAACGAGGGCAGGAUGUGUGCGCCGCGGAACAAUACGUGCGAGGCCAGCAAGUUCUACUGCAAGAACGGCAGGUGCAUCUCCAGGAUGUGGUCGUGCGACGGUGACGACGACUGCGGCGACAACUCCGACGAGGAUCCCAACUACUGCGCCUACCACUCCUGCUCGCCGAACGAGUUCCGGUGCAACAACGGUCGGUGCAUCUUCAAGUCGUGGAAGUGCGACCACGAGAACGACUGCAAGGACGAUUCGGACGAGAUCGGAUGCACCUACCCGCCGUGCGUCGACGGGGAGUUCACCUGCGCCAACGGUCGGUGCAUACCGCAGGCCCAGGUCUGCAACGGCGUCAACGACUGCAAGGACAACGCCACCUCGGACGAGACCCACGAACGCUGCCCCAUGAACACCACCUGUCCGGCCAACCAUCUCAAGUGCGAGAAGACGAACAUCUGCGUGGAGCCGUACUGGCUGUGCGACGGCGACAACGAUUGCGGCGACAACUCUGACGAGGAUCCGCUGCACUGCGGCCAGAGGACCUGCCCGACGAACAGCUUCCGGUGCCCCAACCAUCGCUGCAUCCCAGCCACCUGGUACUGCGACGGAGACGAUGACUGCGGCGAUGGGGCCGACGAGCCGCCAGAUUACUGCAAGUCCGAGGGACGCACCUGCUUCGGGGAUCUGUUCACCUGCGACAACGGCAACUGCAUCCCCAGGAUCUACAUAUGCGACGGCGACAACGACUGUCUGGACAACAGUGACGAGGACAACAGGCAUCAGUGCAAUGAUAGGAAGUGUGAUGAGGAGACGGAGUUCACGUGCGUGGAGAACAAGUCCUGGCAGCGGGCGCAGUGCAUUCCCAAGAAGUGGAUCUGCGACGGCGAUCCAGACUGUGUGGACGGCGCCGAUGAGAACACCACGCUGCACAACUGCGCCACCCAGCAGCCCUGCGGCGAGGACAUGUUCACCUGCGGCAACGGCCGGUGCAUCAACAAGGGCUGGAUCUGCGACCAUGACAACGACUGCGGCGACGGCACGGAUGAAGGCAAGUUCUGCAACUCCAAGUACAAGACGUGCUCGACGCAGGAGUUCACCUGCCAGAACUUCAAGUGCAUCCGGAACCAGUACCGGUGCGACGGCGAGGACGACUGCGGCGACCACUCGGACGAGGUGGGCUGCAAGAAGGACAACGUCACCUGCCCGCAGGGUCAGUUCGCCUGCACCAAUGGCCAGUGCAUCGACUACAGUCUGGUGUGCAACAAGUAUCCGGACUGCGCCGACGAGUCGGACGAGCCGGCCCACUGCAACGUGGACGAGUGCGCCAAGGUGGAGAUCAACCAGUGCGGCCACAAGUGCGUGGACACCCUCACCGGCUACUACUGCGACUGCAACGAAGGCUACAAACUCCUGGCUGACGGCAAGGCUUGCGCGGAUGUGGACGAGUGCCUGGAGCAGCCGGGCGCCUGUUCGCAGCACUGCUCCAACACCCCCGGCGGCUACUACUGCAAGUGCGACGAGAAGUACUACGAGCGGGAGAACGACGAGCACAAAUGCAAGCGGAAGGACAACAUCCCGCCCUGGCUGAUCUUCACCAACAAGUACUACGUGCGGAACAUGUCGGUGGACGGCCACCAGUACAACCUGAUGCACCAGGACCUGAUGAACGUGGUGGCCCUGGACUUUGAUAUUCGCGAGGAGUACAUGUACUUCUGCGACGUCACCGCCAAGACCAUCUUCCGGGCCAAGUACGGCUCCGCUGAUGAUGAGACGCCGCCGGAGCGGGAGGCCGUCAUCCGACACGACUCGCACGGCCUGGAGGGCAUCGCCAUUGACUGGGUGGGCCGCAAGCUCUACUGGCUGGACAGGCACUCCAAGAACCUGGACGUGGCCGAGCUGGACGGCACCAAGCGCAAGACUCUGCGCAGCGGCGUGGUGGAUCCUCGGGCCAUUGUCGUCCAUCCGGGCACCGGGUACCUGUACUUCACGUCCUGGCACCUGCAGGCCUACAUCGCCAAGAUGGGCAUGGACGGCUCCAACUUCACCACGAUCCUGAACUGGAACGACGGCAUCGCCUGGCCGAACGCCCUCUCCAUCGACUACUUCACCGAUCGCAUCUACUGGGCCGAUGCCCACUUGGACUACAUCGCCUAUGCGGAUCUGGAGGGCCGGCACCGGCACACCGUCAUGUCCGGCAGCAAGGUGCCGCACGUGUUCGCGCUGAGCCUGUUCGACGACUUCAUCUACUGGAGUGACUGGAACCUGAAGGCCAUCGUGCGGGCGAACAAGUUCCACGGCGCCAACUACACGGUCCUCCGGAAUACCACCCACCGCCCCUACGACCUGCACAUCAACCACCCGCUCCGCCAGCAGCCGUACAACAAUCCCUGCGGCACCGACAAUGGCGGAUGCUCCCAUCUCUGCCUGAUCGCCCCGCCGCCGGAGUCCACGUACCUGAACAUCGAGGGCUACAUCGAGGAGGGGGCGCCCAUCCACAAGUGCGCCUGCCCCAACCAGUUCUACCUGGCUAGGGACAUGAAGACCUGCAUUGCCAACUGCACGGCCGGGCAGCAUCUGUGCGGCGGCAAGGACGAGAAGUGCAUCCCCUGGUUCUGGAAGUGCGACGGCGAGAAGGACUGCAAGGAUGGAUCCGACGAGCCGGCCACCUGCGCCCCGCGCCACUGCCGGGCGGGCACCUUCCAGUGCAAGAACACCAACUGCACGCCCUCGGCCACCAUCUGCGACGGAGUGGACGACUGCGGCGACCGCAGCGACGAACAGAACUGCGACCUGCCCUGCCCGCUCUCCGACUUCAAGUGCAAGUCCAGCGGAAGGUGUAUCCUGGACAGCUGGCGCUGCGAUGGCGAUGCCGACUGCAAGGAUGGCAGCGACGAGGAUCCAGCAGUGUGUUACAAGCGCACCUGCGACCCGAAAACGGAGUUCUCCUGCAAGAACGGACGCUGCAUCCCGCAGCUGUGGAUGUGCGACUUUGACAACGACUGCGGCGAUGACUCCGACGAGCCGGCGUACAUGUGCCGCCAGAGGAACUGCACCACCGGGUGGCAGCGCUGCCCCGGACAGUCCAACUACCGCUGCAUCCCCAAGUGGCUGUUCUGCGACGGCAAGGACGACUGUCGCGACAACAGCGACGAGUUGCCGGAGAACUGUCCCAAGUGCAACCCCGAAACGGACUUCAAGUGCGGCAACAACCGAUGCAUACCCAAGCAAUGGAUGUGCGACUUUGCGGACGAUUGUGGAGAUGCCAGCGAUGAGAACGAUGCCAUCUGCAAGGGACGCUACCGCGACUGCUCGGAGUCCGAGUUCCGGUGCGGCAACGGCAAGUGCAUCUCGUCGAGGUGGCAGUGCGACCACGAGGACGACUGCGGCGACAACUCGGACGAGAUGCACUGCGAGGGCUAUCAGUGCAAGAACGGCACCUUCCAGUGCGCCUCCGGCCACUGCAUUGCCUCCUAUUUCCGGUGCGAUGGGGAUCGCGACUGUCGGGAUAUGUCGGACGAGGUGGGCUGCCCGCCCCGCUUCCCCGGCGGACGCUACUGUCCGGAAUCGCGCUACCAGUGCAACAACAACCUGUGCGUAUCGCUAUCGGAUCUGUGCGAUGGUACGGACGACUGCGGCGACGGCAGCGACGAGGAUCCGAGCGUGUGCAGCGACUUCAACUGCGACACGUUGCGGCGGUUCCAGUGCGCCAAUCACCGGUGCGUGGCCCGCUACCAGAUCUGCGACGGUGUGGACAACUGCGGCGACGGCAGUGACGAGAACAACAUGACCCUGUGCGCCAGCAAACAGAAGCCGUGCGACCUCUACACCCAGUACCAGUGCGCCAACAAGCACUGCAUCGAACGGUCCCAGGUGUGCGACUUCUCCGACGACUGCGGCGACGUCAGCGACGAGCUGGGCUGCCACCAUACCAGCAGCUGCUCCGAACAGAACCGCGGCGGCUGCCAGCACCAUUGCCACAACCUGACCGAGGGUGGAUACAUCUGCACCUGCUAUCCGGGCUAUAUCAUAGCGCUGGACAACAAGAAGAAGUGCACGGACGUGGACGAGUGCCUCACCAGGCAGCACACCUGCUCGCACCAGUGCCAUAACCUCAACGGUACCUACAGCUGCAGCUGUCGCGAGGGCUUCCAGCUGACGGACGCAGCCAGCGGCGUAUGCCGGGCCGAGAAGGAGGACGUGAUCCUGGUCUUCGCGAACGGGCAGGAGAUACGAGGCCUGGACCUCCAGAAGCGGGAGGAGUUCGAUGUGAUCGCCGCCGAGAAGAGGAUCGAGGCGCUGGACUACGAUGCCCAGCAGCAGAUCGUGUUCUGGGCCGACAGCUAUGACAAGACCAUCAAGCGCUCCUACAUGGUCAACGCCAUCGACGGCCGGGCCAAGAUCGGCUUCGCCCAGGACCUGAACAUGAAGGGCGGCUCCAAGCCCACCGCCGUCGCUGUCGACUGGCUGGCCUCGAAUCUCUACUGGACGGAAAUGGAUCGCACCGGUUCCAAGCCGCGUGGACGCGUCAUGGUGGCCAAGACCGAUGGUCGCUACCGGCGAUCCAUUGUCAAUGCCGGCCUGGAGGUGCCCACCUCCAUUGCCGUGAACCCGCAGCUGGGACGCAUCUACUGGUCGGACGCUGGAUCGGCGCCCAAGAUCGAGGUCUCCUGGAUGGACGGCUCCAAGAGGAGGCCACUGAUCACCGAACAGAUUCGUCAUCCGGCUGGCCUGACCAUCGACUACUCGCAGGACCAUAUCAUCUACUGGGUGGACACCAAGCUGAACGCCAUUGAGUCCAUGAGGGCCGAUGGCUCCCGGAGGAAGGCCAUUGUGAAGGGCGACCAGCUGAGGCAUCCGGUGUCCCUGGACCUGUUUGAGUCGAACAUGUUCUGGAUGACGCGGGACACCGGCGAGCUGCUGCGCCAGGAUAAGUUCGGACGCGGCGUGCAGGUGGUGCUCCACCAGAAUCUCAUCAAUCCGUCCGGCCUGAAGGUCUACCACGACAAGCGCUACAACACCUCGCUUCCGAAUCCGUGCGACAACUCCACCUGCUCCCAUCUAUGCCUGCUGGUGCCCGGCGGCCAUCGCUGCGCCUGCCCCGACACCUCCGGGCCACCGCCCUCGCAUCGCAGCACCGCCGAGGUGAUCUGCGACGCCGCCGCCGAGCAUCCGCGUCCCGCGCCCAGGAUCUGUCCCUGCCAAAACGGCGGACUCUGCAAGGAGGACGCCCAGGGCGAGCUCGUCUGCGAGUGCCUGGCCGAAUUCCGGGGCGACCACUGCGAGACGAGCACCACCGGCGCCUUUGGCCAUGGCGGCGCCAAUGUCACCGCUGUGGUGGUGCCCAUCAUGGUUAUUCUCCUCGUGAUGAUGGCCGCCGCCGGGGCCUGGUACGUCAUCCGCAAGAGGCCAUUUGGAAAACUGGCUCGCAUGCCGGCGAUGACCUCGUCGCAGAGCGUGACCUUCCGGCAUGGCUCGAACGUGGAGUUCAGCGAGAGCGGCUUCCCGGGCGCCUCGGCUCCGGGGGCGGGCGAUGUGGCGCCCAUUGAGGGCUACAACCUCCAGACGGUGAACGCGAACAAGGCUCGCGACUUUGCCAAUCCGAUGUACGAUGCCGUGCAAUCGGGAACCACCGCCGAUCCAGGAAUGGGCAAUGGUUCCGGCAUCUAUGAUGUGCCUGGCGAGCCCUCGGGUAAGGGCAAGGCGAUGGGCCAUCAUGCUGGAGGAUCCUUUACGGAGCCAGCCUCGGCGAUCAUAGCACCGAGCAGCAUCACGCACAAGGCGUCACCGCAGCUGCAGCUGCGCACUAGGGAACUGGAUCCGUCGGCGGAUACCGGCAAGGAUACACAGUUCCUGGUGGAGGAGGACAAGUCCGAGUGCUGAUAUCAAGCCCCACGUCGUGGGCGCCAGUCGGCGGCUGCCGUUGCGAUUGCAGUGGCCGUGGGCUGUCGCCAGCAGCGCCGGAGUCAGGUAGACUCUGGCGAGAGUGGCGGCGGCGUGUAUCCCCUUCAGACAUAACAAUGACUGCCGAUGGCCGGCGGUCUAAGGCGGAGGGAUAACAAGGACAGUAGCAGUAACAGCAUCAGCAAGGAUAUGGACACGCAAUCGCAACAGCAGCCGCAAAAUCAUCAGCAGGAACAGGGACGCUCUUCUGCUACUUCUUCUAGUAGUAAACAUCACAAAUCCUGGCAGGUAGCCACCGCUGGAAAGCUCACCACCAAGGUCUAAAACCUGGCCAAAAAAAAAAAUAACAAAAAAAAAAAGGAUAAUUUUUUACACACACA
Messenger RNA from Drosophila bipectinata, 15199 nucleotides. It is a transcript of the gene mgl, whose product is annotated as low-density lipoprotein receptor-related protein megalin. Lineage: Eukaryota; Metazoa; Arthropoda; Insecta; Diptera; Drosophilidae. Gene Ontology annotation, cellular component: signaling receptor complex; plasma membrane; apical plasma membrane. Gene Ontology annotation, biological process: receptor-mediated endocytosis. The record is from RefSeq and is a predicted model, not a curated record. Gene Ontology annotation, molecular function: calcium ion binding; protein binding; hormone binding.